UCUCCCCUUGUUCCCUCACUUCAAUAACGGCCGUUCUGAUGGCCAAAGCUCAUAAGUGCUUUACAUCCUAUGAAUCAAAUAAACAGUUUUGUGGAAACGGGCUUUUGGAGUAUGGUGAGCAGUGUGAUGUGGGGGCUCUUCAGGAAGACGCCUGCUGCCAGAAAAACUGCAGGCUCCGCCCCAACGCCACCUGCAGCUCUUUCAGCCACCCGUGCUGUACCGCCAACUGCCAAGUGGCGCCGGCCACCCAGCUGUGCCGGGACAACGCUCAUUCUCCGUGCUAUGCGACCCCAUAUUGUACUGGAGAGGACUUUCGCAGGUGCCCAUUUCCCGAGGCUCUGCCUAACAACUCAUCCUGUGAGGGCCAGGGAACCUGCUGGUACGGCCACUGCUUAAGCUACUGCGAGACUCUAGGACGGCUGUCGAGCCCGCAUCGUCACCUGGAGCCUUGCACCUGCGACCAUGACGUCACGGCUAUGUGUACCCACUGCUGCCGUGACGUCAAGUCUCCGAGAGAGUGUUUCCAGAUGAAUCUCACAAUGGACGAUGGGGACCCAUGCCUGAUAGGCUUCUGUAAGAAUGGCGUGUGUCGGAAGUCGGGACUUUUCAAAGAUUUCGAGUCUUUAAUGGACCAAAACGAAUCAAACGCGUCAAAAAUCUGUCCAGAUCUGACUUCCGCUUUCACAAUUGCUCUUUUUUCGUUUCUUUGUUUCGUUUCGUUUUAGUGUGGAAUAAAGUUUUUAAAAA
Biomphalaria glabrata is the source of this 747-nucleotide messenger RNA. RefSeq names its product ADAM 17-like protease. Gene Ontology annotation, molecular function: metalloendopeptidase activity. The record is from RefSeq and is a predicted model, not a curated record. Lineage: Eukaryota; Metazoa; Mollusca; Gastropoda; Planorbidae. Gene Ontology annotation, cellular component: plasma membrane. The coding region runs from base 39 to 725 and encodes 228 amino acids. The transcript has 2 exons. Gene Ontology annotation, biological process: membrane protein ectodomain proteolysis; Notch signaling pathway.